Anopheles coluzzii is the source of this 17925-nucleotide messenger RNA. RefSeq lists its product as uncharacterized. The transcript has 2 exons. Gene Ontology annotation, biological process: DNA integration. The coding region runs from base 9059 to 10396 and encodes 445 amino acids. Lineage: Eukaryota; Metazoa; Arthropoda; Insecta; Diptera; Culicidae. The record is from RefSeq and is a predicted model, not a curated record. Gene Ontology annotation, molecular function: nucleic acid binding.
CUACGCAUAAACCUAUUUGCAGUACAGGCACCCCACCCCUCCCGCUUAGCCGCAACCAAUUUAUUUGCCCACCCCAAAAGUGGAACACAGAACCCCAUAAUCACAAUCACAAUCCGCCCGGCGUAAACGGCUGCAGCGGCGCGAUAUGGAACGUUCUAACCUUUUUGCAAAUAGUGUAAAGUUCAGGCGCGUUCGCGUACGUGCUUUACCACACUACGCUCUGCUUGCAGUGUGUACCGUCCGACACCUGUUUUCUAAUCACGAGUACGAACACCCAUAGCAAAUGACUUAUUUAAUGGCUUCUACCUCUGCCUAGCCGUGCUGCAUGCUCCCUCUCUAUAGCACUGCUGGUGCGUUGUUUAUUUUCUUUUCCACUCGCCACUCGCCCCACACAACCAAAAACCGCAAACCGCAACAGCACUGAGCGCUGCUGCCUGAAUCGAUAUUCGCCCAUUAACUGUUUACACAGUGACUUUUUAAUGCACACAGGGUCCCUCCAUCCCUAUCUACCCACGGACAAACCAUACACACAUGCACUGCUAGGUGAGAUUGUGGUUGUGGGAUUUAAAACCAACAAAAAACCAGCAACACAUACCGGGCGUAAGCUUUCAUGUUUUGCACCGCCUGUCCAAACGGUAGCAUAAGUCAUAAGUGAACUUGAACCACACCGCACCAUGAAUUGUGCGCAUUUUAAUCCGCACCGACCCAGCGUGGCCGACGCGAUACGCGCGAGCGCAAGCCGGUACGCAGCAGCAGCAGCAGCAGCCAUGAUCACACGCGAUCCGGCGAGCCCCUACGCAAGCGGGAAAGCGUAAUUGAUUGAUCUUGUGUCAAUUUAUUUCGCAUUUAUCUUCCAGCAGAAGACAAACAAAAAAAACACACACACGCACUUUGCCUUGAACAUAGUCGACGGAGAGGAAAAAAGUAACAUUUUACGUCUUUUCUUCAUAAAAAAACACGCACAAUGACUCGAGCGUUCUGUGGCGUCUUUUUUGUUUUUCUUUCGCUCCAUUAAAACACACCGCCAUGUGUCUUGGCACCACUUGCUUCUUUUCGCACUCUGCUGUGGCGCUAGCGUAGUGUUGGCUAUCCGAUGGCCUUCGCUAAUCACUCCCUCGCGAUCGUUAUUAGGUUAAUCUAUCACCCCGUCCCCGAACACACUCCCGGCCAUAGCUUUUACCGAUUGAAGCUAAACACUACACCACCUUCGGGCGAUGAUCCAUCAAUCGAGCUCAUUGACGUUAAGCAAAUUAUGACAGCUGCAGCUGGGUCGUCCCUCUGGCUCGCUGGUUGCUUCGUGCAAUAUAUCUCCUCUUCCACACGUGCCUGUGUUGGUUGCGCCUUGUUUCUAGCGACGACGCCGUUGGAAUGCUUUUGACGAGCUUGUUGAUUAUUUAUAUCCAUUCCCUCGCCAACUCGGCCUCUUGCUUCCUUUCUUCUCGUGCACUUCAUGCUCGAUGCAUGUGUCUGGGGAAUUCCUUUAUUUUUUGCUGCUGCCUUUGCUGCUAAUACUAGGCGGCUCCAUCGUAAGGUUGGAACGUUGUUGGUUGGUUUUUUUUUUGCUGUUGCCAUCAUGAAUUGCAUAACAGUUUCCCCUGAUAUCAAUCGAAAGAAUGCCACCGUGAUAUCUGUAUUAGUUGUCUUUGGUCAGCUUGUAUAGCGAACAAAUCGUAAUUCAACCCAUCUUAGCGAGCAAACAACUUAAACAAGCUAUAAUACACAGCCAUUCAGUCGCUCGCCUGCUGAUUAAGAGCUCAUGCGGUAAAAGUGCAUCUUUCUCUCGCUCUAAAGUGCAUCACGCCUUUGCUCGGAAUGCACUCGCGCCACCACAAUGCAACCCAUUUAGUGUAACAGCUUCGCCGAAUCGCACUUGCCGCUGCUGCUACCUCGCUGUCUCAAAACUUCACUUCAACAGCUCAUUCCUCUCACGUGGUUGAGUGUGCAAACGAAAUGGACAAUCGGUUCGGUUCAGCGAGAGCAAACGAAGGAGGACGCUCCCCACACACACACACUGUGGGUCACCACUCUGGGCAGCACGUGACGUUUGAAAGAUACCGCCGCCAUCGAUAAACAGUGUCCCCGCGGGGCCAGAGGGCACACACACAACCGCUUCAAGCGACGAACGCAAAAUUGAGAAGCAACACGACGAACGGCAGAAGAAAGAAAAACAAGGCAACAAACACGCAUGGCAAAAGAAAGGAACGCCAUUCGGUGCGCCCGGUGCGGGAAAACGCCGGUGAACGGAUGUACGGGUGGAUAUUGGCAAGCGAGACACGCGCAACAUGUGACAUUCGAUUAAAAUUCCCACAUCCGAAGGGCGCGCUGAACCGACGACCGUACCAGCUUCCAACCCAGCUCCACCGCCAGAGCAUGUGCGGUGGGGUGGUUCGCCAAUCUUCUACACCGGCUGCUGCUGCUGAUGUGGUGUGCGUGUGGCACGUUGCUGUUGACAAGUGCGACAAUGUGGCGCGCCUCUGCCGGCCAUUCGAUCGACCGUUGACAGAGGCGUGCACAACGCAGUGGAGAUAUUUCGCCGGCCCCAGCCGACCAUCGCUGGAAGGUGGAUGAUGGUGGUUUCUCCGUUUUCCGUCGUUUCGCAACAUCAUUUGCUCGCUUCGUCUGCUAAUGAAUUUUGGGAUGCAGGCAGCCAGGCAGCACCAUACUUUGUUGGUGGCCUGCUUUUUGGUGGGGGAAGCGAAAUUUUGCGCGACAAGCUUGAAGAAUGUGCCGAGCAAUUCGAGACAUUCGAGUCUGAUAAUGCGUCUAAUUGAUGGCAUUCCAGGGGAAUAGUUCCGGUUACGAGAGAAUCGAUACCUUUUUAUCUUUGAUUUUGAUACGAAAUUGCGAGUGCCAUAAAUACCGUUAUCUGCCCCUAAUCAAUGCGUAAUCGAUUUGAUUGAGCAAAUUGAGGUUGUGUACUUUCGAAACAAAAUAGCUUAUGGAUGUUUUUGUACCUUUAAAUCCCCUAUCAAUCUUUUCAAUCUUCCCGUAAUCGAAAAACAAAAAAUCGUUGACUAACGGGCUGAGUCGCCCACACACCCAUCCCACGUCACACAGCAAAACAACAACGCCAUCGCCUUUGUUGACUUUCCUUUUGAAUAAACAAAAGCAAUUUACUUCAAGCAUGUGCGUGACCUUGCAAGUUGUAGCGUGGCGAGUGAGAGAGUCGUUGCUCGGAAGCUAUUAAGCAAUGACUGCAAAUCGGCAUCCAUUGCUGACCCCGGGGCAGCCAUUUUCAAAUGCUUUUCCAACCCAAACCGAAGGCCACACACACACACACACACACACUCGGUCACAUCUUUCCUGUGUUGCACAAUGUUUGCUUUUGGCCGAAAUUUCCUGCCAGAACCGUCCUUCUGCGCCAAUCGAUCGAAAUGCCGUACCGCGUACGUCAACACGAUAUUGCUUUUCCGCCGGAGGAAGCUGCGGCCAUCAUGUAGAGAGAGGUAGAAUGGAGGCAGAGACUGAAAGCACACUCCUGCAGUCACCGACCGACCAGUGGAAACACAAAACAUGUUCGACAGUUUAAAAAUAGUUGCCCACCAGAAAUGGGUUUAAAACAGUUUCGCUCGCCACACCGCGACCACGUGGCCACCGUGCCGACGCACACAAGCGUCGGCAGCAAGUCUGCCAGCCUGCUCGGGACGGGAUGGAAGGCGGAUGGCGGGAAGCUUUCCAAGUAAAACAUACUUUUCUGCUCACAUUUUUUUGGGGGCAAGCAGCAAUUUUACUAAAAACGUUAAAUUGCUGCAUCCAUAAACUGAUCUGUCAGACUUGACAAAAAAUCUGUCAUGUUGAGGUGUCGUUUCCGGUCUUUCGCUAAAUGGUUUUAGUCUAAUUAUAGGGGCCUUUGAGCGUCACAUAAACCACAGCCGUUUUAGUUUUAGGUUUUAGUGGUGAUAGCACAGCACAAAAAAGAAUACCUCCUGUUAUACGGCUCCCUCUGAUUAUCGAUUUGACUCGCAAUCAAACCAUCCACAUAAUACCUCCGAGCCCUAUAACUUUACGAACCUCUCUGUCAUCAUCAAACAGCUAUUCCCACACAUACACACGCACGGAUGAUGGCUCUUAAAUGUGUUUAAUCCGCUCCGUGUGGUUUGAUGGGUUAAUUGCAGCGCUUUUAUCGAAGGCUAGAAGCGGAUUAUAUCGAACCUGUUUCCCGCACAAAUCGACGCACACCACCGCAUCAAACGAUCAUAAAAUGCACCACACACACAUACACACGCAUCCCACACCUCUCUUCGUCCAACGCAAUACAAUUAGCUUAAACCCCUUUCUAACGCCCGCGACUGCCAAGGGCCCGGGCCACGUGGAGCAGCGUGGUACAUAGCAUGAAAGUGCCGCCAACAGGCAUCACGGCUACUAUUCAUCUGUCAUGCCACGGUAAGAGCGUUGACAGUUUACUAACAGACAGGAGCGAGAGAGAGACAGAAAUAGAGAGCAACACUGAGUGCACAGCGAGGCAAGUCAAAUGUCAAAGUCACCUGCGUCGUUCUCGGCGGGCAUGCAUAAUCAGCCUUCGCGUCGCCGCGUACGUUUUGUAUUAAUAUGUCAACAAAUGCGUUUACACGACCAAUUAGCGGAUUGUCAGCAAAUAGAGAUGAAAAACAGAACCAGCUCGGGUUAGCGAUAAGACACCGAAGAUGGCUGUGUGGAGUGUGUUGACUAAAAGCUUCAAAAAGUGGCCCCUCUUUCUGUAUCUUAACCUUCAGCGUGCUUCCUUUCGCUACGCUUUUGGGCUACGUCGUCUCUACAAGUCGUUCAUGCGAAUAAACACACACACACACACGCGCGUUGGGGUCCAAUACAAACAGCCUCCGGGUAAAAAUGGCGGCAAAAUUCGGCGUGAUUCAAAGAGGGUACAUAAAUCUCGAGUACAAGUACUUCAUGCUGCUUCCUUUACGCCGUGUGUCUACGCCGCUUUGGAAUAAACUGCGCAAACGAAACGAUCACGCUAGCCGGUUGCAAGUCGUUAUGUUGCAAUACCCGCAGCCGAAACGGCAUUGGCGGCAAAUGCACUUGCAUCCGCGCAUCCGGAGAGUGGCUGCCGCGCUUCGGCCUCGCUCGAUCGUGAGCUUCCAGUUACAACAGACCUUCCAAAAAUCUUCUCAUACUGCACCCGAAGGUCUUGCCAACCAUUCCUGCAGGUUAUGGCGCACUUCCUCCAACCCAAUUGUGUAUGCCGACAAUCAGCCCCCAUUCCCCUGCCUCAACAAACAAACAAACAAACAACAAACGCGAUACGCGACUUCCUUUGCACGGGCGGAACUCACGAAAAAGGUUUCGUCGUCGGUUCGACCAUCGAAGGCUCGCCGGUUUUACGACACUUUUUACCGCGUGUACUCGGUGCCCUCGGUUUGUGUGUGUGUGUGUGUGUGCUGAUUAUUUUCCCAUCAUAGGUCCCCGCUAAUGCCACCCCUCAACAGCCGGUCGGCAAACGUUGGCGCGACCCUGACGCGGUUGGCACGGCACGGCGGCCAUACUGCCGGCACGACGAUCGCGACGACGAUCGCUUUGAUGUAUGCCGUUUGGAGUUCAGGAGGGACGGAGGUAGGAGAGAGGUUUUGUUGUUAUUCUUCUUCUUUUUAUUGCAGUCGUUGUACAAGCGCGCGCAAUCUUCGGUUGGUGGAACUCCGAAUCGCUCGUCUGGUGGUGUGUUUUGCUUAGAACGGAGCUCUAAGUCGCUACUUACUCAUGAGUGGCGAUUACGUCUCUGAAGUUGGUGUGUUUUAAUGAUUUUCAACUGAAGCUCUGACGCACACUUGUCAUUUCAAGCUAAAACACUGACCUAUUGAGCGUAAAAAAGCUCUAAAAAGUUCGAUAAGACAGGUGGAGUAACCACUACAGUACUAUAGCAACUACUAAAACUGAAUCCCAAGCAUUAUAGAAUUGAAUAUCGAACAAUACGUUUGGAUUUUCUAAAACUGGUUCAUACAGCAACAAAAUAUGUCGCUUCAAAGCUUUAAACCAUCAAUGUUAAAGAACUUUAACACCUUUCAAACAUAUCACAUACAUCUGUGGUUUCACUUCACCUAUAAAUAGACCCUGCAAAUUCCACCAAACUUCAAACCACGCUCCAACUGACAAGAAGGAAUGUACGCCGCGUGGCGCUCCAAGAAUUUCUUUCCCCCCGAACAUCAUAUCCGUUGUAACAUAUGCAAAAACCUUUGCAACCAUAUGUGCAUACUCAGACGGGUUGGUUGGUUCGGUUCAGGUCGUCCCUUUUUCGCCAAUACCUCAAAAAGAGCAACAACAAAAAGCACCAGCGACACAAACCUUUCAUCGGUGCAUCGAUCUCGAGGACGUGUGGGUGCAGCACCAGCACCAACGCCAACAGCGGCGGAGUCAAUUUUAUGCGCGAGUAUUUGGGUCAACUGUGCCGACGCCGCGCCACACUAUCGCAUCGCAUGCAUGUUGCCAUAAUUAGCGGCUUUCAUUACUGUUUCAUUAGCUCGCGCGUUCCGUACCGUUACCCUUUGCUGCUGCUGCUGCAUUCCUGCAGCGGACGGGACUGCACAGCUAGCGAGCGCGACGUUCGGUUCCUGCAUCGACAUUAAUAUGCUUCCGUUCCGUCGAGCGCGUGCACACCGUCGAAGGGAGUACGCGGCGCCUCUCGACACUGCGUAUGAUGCACUUGGUAUCGCGAACAUGUGUGUGCGCGUGUGCUUCAUGUGUGAACGUGUUAAUCUUUACUCUAAGUCGAUGCACUUUUGACCGAUUAAUUGUACUGUAGAUAAUGCAAUUAAGGUAACAUCCUUUAUCAGAGGCUUAGCGCUCUUGCCAGAAGAUGUAUUUCCCUACACCACCAACCGGUGUUGUGCAUCAUGCCUUCGUGUGCUCAUUUCGGUAAGGAACACGCUCCCUUCCUUCGGUUCGUGGUCUGUUUCUUAAUGAAUUUUGAUACCUUCUGACGACCACUCAGUCUUAUCUUGAUUGCUUUGAGUUUCACACCGUUGUUGAACAUCUGGAAAACAGCACACACUUUGCAUAAUAAGAUACCUGGCGUGUCUUGGGGGACAAAGCUGCUUUUGACACCUUGCACAUAUCGGCAGUCAGAGGAAGAGGAGCAGCCGGGGAAGCAGCCGUAAUCCCCAUAAUGAAAUCAGAGAAGCAAUACACUUAUCGUGGAUUUUAAGUAUUCUCGAUUGGCCGCUACAAACCAAAAGCUGGUGACUUCUCAAGUCUUGCGUUCCAUCCUUUCUUCACACCAAAAAAGCUACAACCCUUCCAAAGAAGUAAUUCUUGCCAUGUUUUAUUUUAAACCGUUUUCUUGUCAUUUUCGCUUAAAUUCUGUUCGCUUCACGGCACGGCAGAUUACGAUGUCAACUCGAUUUAUUUACCAAACACUCCAACUCCGUUUCUGGCGAUCUUAUGCCAGGAUCUUAUGCCCAAUGUACUGUCCGUAAUCAAUGUUUCCAAAUGGUUCGUGUCUUACACGUUCCGCCGCUUAUUAUGCGCGUACGGGGUCUUUGUAAGUAUCUUAGCACACUUACUUUGGUAAUGGUGCGGUUUUUGUGUGUGUAAACGGUGUCGCCCAUGGUGUCGCUUUUACAGAGUCACUUCAUUUUGGGGGCGCGAGGCAUUUCGCGCUGUCUGGGGGCUCACAUACUUCAAACUUUGCACACACCGUUUAACGUCCAACCGAGCCGAGAGCCAUUUUUAAGUGUCAAAUAUUUUCUGACCAGAAUUCGGCAUCCCGUGUGUAUGUUUCACCCGGCGACAACCCAUUCAAAUGCAGAUCAAGCGCAGAUACACAGCCGCUCACCCAAGUGUUGAACUCUCAGACCGUACGACAACACAAUUGACCGGGCGGCCACCGACCACCGUCGUCACGAGUUAUUAAGAGUGACAUAAAUGGUACCUCCGAAAAACAGGAGGAAGCAGGGUGUUUAGGGGGUUGUACGACUGGUGGAGUGAAAAAAAAAAUCAUCAGAAGUAGCAGCAGACACACACACAAGCAUCCAUUAAUGUCCGAUACUAGUCGUAUCCUCGAGAAAACGCAAGCACCUAAGCAUGGAAGUAAUCGCCACGUUGAUGAUAUGUCAAUGAACCAAAAACAGAAUUUGGUUUGUUUAUACAUAAGAGUUAGGAUCGGCGGAGGAGAUUGCAUGAAAGAGAGUUCAGCAAUAAUACAAGCAAUGCCAUAAUUAGAGUGCCAUAAUUUGGCGGCCAUCAACGCGUUGGUUGGUGUGCGUGAGAGGGCAACGGAUGAAAGGUGAUCGCCCGAACAGCGGGAACCUUCUUCUUCCACGAACGGCAACGGCAGCGAUCGGACGCGCGCAAUCCGUCUAGGUUUAAGUUAGUCGUUAAAAUAAAUUUAUGUGAAGAAAAAUACCGCAACGUCCAGCCCUAGAUUGAUCAUAUGGUGCCGUGACCAGGAUUGAAAACCUUUUUCGAAAAGCGCUAAGUGAAAAGAUUUAUUCGUUGAGCAUUUUUUUUGUUUCGUUUUGUGAUUUAGUGCGUACCGUGCAAAGGAACUAUCGUUAAUACGUGUUUGAGUGUACGAACUUUGGCGGCCAGUAAAUGUGAAAUUUCAACCUGCAAAGGGACAAUCGUGCCGUUUAUUACUCGUCAUUGAUUGCGUGUCCGCGUCUCCGUCGUAUUCAGUCCGUUGCCAACAAGACAGACUAACUACCGCCUUCUUCGGCGUCUUGCCACGGCCAUCGUAAAAGCUAUAAGAAGCGUUCUACCGCAGCCAUCGCGUUUUUGGAUACAAUUCAGCGAUUCACCGCAGUCGCGUAAAAAAAGCUGUGAGGCGUCUUGCCUUUAUUAUAAUAUAAGAUUUCGUUCGUCUUUGAAUCGUGUAACGUCUUGUUACAAAGAACACUAAAGUUAAGUUACUGUCCAAUCCGUUGAACAUUAGUGUGAGAAAACGUCAGCUUAUCUUCCGUGUCGCAACCGGUUGUUUUCGCGCGUGUGAUAUCCGUCUUCGUAAUCGUGUGUUUCCCGCCAGUCGCAGUUUGGAACAGCCAUCCGUCAUCAUCUGUGUGUGUUUCCCUGCCAUCGUCAUUGCAACUGUUUUCCCGAAUCCUGCCAUCUCAACAGGUCAAGUAUAAAGAUGACCGAAAUUGCGAGCCUAAGACAACGGUUGAAUUCUUUAUUCACGAAGCUGAAACGAAAUGAGGUUUUCAUAGCGAACUUCCAGCCUGAACAACACAAGCAUCUCGUGCCUGUCAGGCUCCAAACGAUUGAAGGUAUGGAAAAGGAGUUUGAAACGGCUCAUACGCAAUUGUGUUUGUUAGCGCCCAGUGAAGCUGAGAAGCUAGAAGAAGAGGAGUUGAUGGAUAAUUUUGAGGAAAGGUUCAUAGCUAUGAAAAGCGCCAUGCUAUCGCACAUGCCUACUCAAACAGCUCAAGCCGUUAGCUCUGAGCUUGGCUCAAGCCACGCUCAAAACCCAAGCCACUCUCCCAUUCAAAACCACGUUAAAUUACCAGCCAUCUCUUUGCCCGAAUUUAACGGUGAUAUAAUGCACUGGAUGGCAUUUCAUGAUACCUUUGAAGCAUUAGUUCAUAACAAUGCAAGCGUUUUGGAUAUUCAAAAAUUCCAUUAUUUGAGAGCUUCAUUAACUGGUGAGGCCGCUAGAUUGAUAGAGUCGAUCCCAUUGUGCGCAUCGAAUUACUCCAUCGCAUGGCAGGAGCUCAAGGAGCGAUUCUCAAAUGAAUACCUUCUGCAAAAGAUGCACUUUAAGCAAAUGUUCGGCAUCCCACAAUUACGAAAAGAAUCGUCAGCUGACUUGCAUAGAUUGGUAGAUGAAUUUAAUCGGCAUGUAAAAAUGAUUCAAAAGCUAGGAGAGCCAACCGACCAAUGGAGCUCAAUGUUAGAAUAUGUUUUGUGCUCCAAACUACCAGCGGAAACUCUUACACAUUGGGAAGACAAGGCAGCUAGCAUGAAAAAGCCAACAUAUGAGGCGUUAAUAGAAUUUCUGCAGAGAAGAAUGAAAACAUUAGACUCUGUUUAUAUGAGUAAAUCUGCGGAUGUAAGCUCUACAUCGGUGCCUGCCGUAAGGCCUUCUUCGCAUCUUUCGUACUAUUCGUACACCGCAAAUAAUACCAAACGAUGUCCUUGCUGUCGACUAGAUCACUUAUUAUGGUACUGUAACCAAUUUAUGCGACUUCCGCAAUCUGAGCGCCUUCAGAUAGUGCGAGCGAAGAGUCUCUGCAUUAAUUGUUUAAGAGUCGACCACAGCAUGAAAGAUUGUCCUUCGACCAAUCGGUGCAAACAUUGCAACCAGCAACAUCAUUCUUUAUUGCACUCCUUUGAUUUUGUACGCCGGCAGCACACCCACGACCGAACACUACAUACUAGCCCUCAGGUAGCUCCUAGCGCUUCAUUUAACAGCACAGCAGCAUUGGAAAACGAAAACCGAGCAGCGGACCAACGAGAGAUUGGACAUUGACGUUAAAGGUGCUGGUUGUGCUACGACGAGGGUGCGGGAGUCCGUGUAUGCUGAAAUUCGAUCUCGCACCAGCCAAUUUUCUUGUGGAGUAAAUUUCCUGCUAAUGGAUGAAGUAGCUGCAAAACUUCCUUCCCACCACAUUAAUAUAAGCCGCUGGAACAUUCCGCCUGGACUAUCCCUGGCGGACCCUCAUUUUAAUCAGGCCGAAUCAAUAGAUAUGAUAAUCGGAGCAGAGCAUUUUUACACCUUUUUUCCAACUGCAGAGCGUAUUUAUCUGGCAGAUAAAUUACCAAUACUGAUCAACAGCGUGUUUGGGUGGCUUGUAGUCGGUCCAGCCAGCGAGGAGGUCGUUAAUCCUCACUCAAACCCAACACGAGUAUCAAUGGUUUCUUUAGAAGAAAAAAUAGAGCAGUUUUGGAAGGCAGAGGAGCUACAUGCAUGCGAACCAUAUUCAGUAGAAGAAAAGCAUUGCGAAGAGCUGUAUAGAUCGAAGACUGGAAGAAAUAGUGACGGACGAUACGUGGUGCAGAUGCCUAAACAUCCAGAGUUCUCGGUACGCUUGGGCGAGUCAAAAGGCCAGGCGUUGCGCCGAUUCUACUCAUUAGAAAAGCGCCUAUCCCGAAAUUCGCAAUUGAAGAAGGAGUAUCAUGCCUUCAUGCAAGAAUAUAUAGAUCUCGGACACAUGCAGCCUGUUAAUGAAAAUGCGUCAAGCCCAACGAAAACCUUUUAUCUGCCUCAUCACCCAGUCAUAAAGGAGAGCAGUUCCACUACUAAGGUGAGAGUAGUCUUUGACGGCUCCGCGAAAACAUCUACAGGCUACUCCCUCAACGAAGCACUAUGUGUGGGACCUAUAGUGCAAGAUGAGCUGUUGGACAUUAUUUUGCGUUUUCGCACCUAUUUUGUGGCCUUAGUCGGAGAUAUCGAAAAAAUGUACCGUCAAAUCCUCUUGCAUGAAGAUGACCGCGCAUUAGUGAGAAUAUUGUUUCGAUUCUCAUCAACAUCACCAGUAAAAGAGUAUGAACUGAAUACUGUCACAUACGGUUUGGCUCCUUCCUCUUUCCUAGCUACGCGCACCUUGCUUCAAUUAGUGCAGGACGAAGGAAGCAAUUACCCUCUUGCUAGUCGUGCGAUUCGCAAUUUCUACGUAGAUGACUUCAUUGGCGGGGCAUCAUCUGUUGAGGAAGCUAUACAGCUCCGAUCGGAGCUAACUGGAAUGAUGCUAAAGGGCGGCUUUCCAUUACGAAAGUGGACCUCAAAUCGUUUGGAGGUUUUGCAAGAGCUCGAUGCUUCUCAAAUCGGAACCAAAUCAUCACUGCAGUUUGAUACCGACGAAACUAUAAAAGCCCUAGGUGUCUGCUGGGAACCUGAGCGCGAUAAUUUAUGCUUUGCAUCAAGCAUCAAGCCACUGCAGUUACCCUCUACUAAACGGAGCAUUUGUUCGGAGAUAGCUCGAUUAUUUGACCCGUUGGGUCUUAUCGCUCCUGUCGUAGUGCGAGCAAAAAUAAUGAUGCAGCAGCUUUGGGCGCUAUCGAUUGGCUGGGAUGAGACUGUACCAGAGUCAUUUGGGCUGAAAUGGAAAGAUUUUUAUGAGAAGUUGGAGAUUCUGACUUGCUAUAGAAUCGAACGAUACUGUUUCGCCUUACGAUCGAAUGUGCAACUGCACAUAUUUACUGAUGCUUCAGAGUCGGCAUAUGGCUCAUGCGUUUAUGCAAGGUGCGAGGAUGCCGAGGGGAAUAUUAAAAUAUCUUUGCUUGCAUCGAAAUCUAGAGUAGCUCCAUUGAAGCGUAUAAGCCUGCCUCGUUUAGAACUCUGCGGUGCCGUAUUAGGGGCUCAUCUGUACGAGCACAUUGCCAAAGCCAUUCAGCUUCCUGUGCAGUCGGUACAUUUCUGGUCCGAUUCCAGUAUUACACUACAUUGGAUCAAAGCAGCUCCAAAUACCUGGAAAACAUAUGUGGCAAAUAGAGUAGCAGACAUUCAACAAUGUACGAAGGGCCACACAUGGAGGCAUGUACCUGGACAGCAGAACCCGGCUGAUCUCGUUUCGCGGGGCAUGACGGCACCCGAUUUUAUAAAAAGCAGCAUUUGGAUCUCUGGGCCAGCUUGGCUGGCGCUACCUUCUAAUGAAUGGCCUACAUCUGAACCUCUACUACCGACCGGUAUCGAAAAGGAAACGCGUUUGCUAGUUGCUGUUGCCAGCGCAUCGCCUGCAGUUAACCCUUGGUUCAAAAGGUGGUCAUCAUACUCCCAAUUACUGCACAUUAUUGCAUACUGCAAGCGAUUUAUAAAGAAUCUAAGGCUUAAGGCUAGAACGAAGCCUGCUGGUGACCCGGUAUCCAUCGUAUUGACACCAGAGCAGAAUGAGGAGGCAAAGGCAUUUCUGGUCAAGACUGCUCAAGACGAUGCCUUCCGAAACGAAAUUUCAGCCCUUCGGAACGGCCAACCUAUAAAGAAAAACUCGCCGAUUAGGAAUCUCAACCCGUUUUUGGACAACCAAGGUGUGCUUAGAGUCGGAGGAAGGUUAAACUUAGCUGAUUUGCCGUUCCAGUCAAAGCAUCCUGCUCUCCUUCCAAAGGGGCAUCCGUUUACACGCAACAUAGUGGUUCACUAUCACUGGAAACUACUUCAUGCUGGAGGGCGAAAUCUCAUCAGCAACAUAAGAGAGGAGUUUUGGCCUUUGGAUGCUCGACGAUUAGUUAGAAGCAUAACGCGGGAAUGUUUCCGGUGUUUUCGGUCGGAUCCCUUUAUCGCAUGCCAGCGAAUUGGACAACUACCCGCAUCCAGAGUGACACCUAGCCGACCUUUCAGCAACGUAGGAAUCGACUACGCCGGCCCAUUUUAUUUAAAACCGGUACACAGAAGGGCAGCCGCCUGCAAGGCUUAUCUCUGCCUUUUUGUGUGUUUCGCUACAAAGGCGGUACAUCUCGAGCUGGUAUGUGACUUGUCUACAUCAGCCUUUUUAGCAGCGCUACGAAGAUUCAUUGCUCGCCGUGGUAAGCCGUGUCACAUUCACUCGGAUAACGGAAAAAACUUCGAAGGAGCUAGUAACGAAAUAACAGAAUUGGCAUCGCUCAUCGCUAGAAAGGAAGAAGAACAGCAAGUAAAUGAGUUCUGCACGUCCCAAGGCAUAUCAUGGCACUUUAAUCCCCCAAGGGCUCCUCAUUUCGGCGGACUGUGGGAAUCUGCGGUGAAGGUAGCAAAAAGACAUCUGUAUCGUAUCCUCGGUGCAUCUCGUUUGUCAUUUGAAGAUCUUUAUACGAUACUAACACAAAUCGAAGCGGUCAUGAAUUCGCGACCGUUGCUUCCUCUUUCAGAAAAUCCUGAUGAACUGGCGGCGCUAACUCCGGGCCACUUUCUGAUCGGCACCUCCAUGCAAGCACUUCCCGAACCCAACUUGUGUGACGUUCCCUUAAACCGGUUGGAGCACUAUUGGAAGCUACAAGCCUACGUGCAGCGUUUCUGGGUCCACUGGAAAGGCGAAUAUUUGCAGGAGCUGCAAAAGGACACGGUGGGACAUGAACAGAAUCCUCAGUUCACGAUAGGCAGGAUGGUCAUUCUCAUCGAUGAACUGUUACCCGCAACCCGAUGGCCUUUGGCACGUAUUGUUGAGACGCAUGCUGGAAGGGACGGAAUAACGAGAGUAGUAUCUGUGCGCACCAGUAAGGGUAUAUACAAACGUCCCAUAACAAAAAUAUGCCUGUUACCGAUACCAUCGUCAAUAGACAACGCAGCUUCAGAGGAGGUUGAUUUGAGCAAAGAGAAAUUGAUAGGAGAAUAGUUUGAUAGCGCUGAAUGCACGUGCAGCAGUCUGUAUUUUUGGUUGCACCGUUCUGACGGGAGUUUGUUGUGUUGUGCUUGUUCCGGUAGCAAUCGAUUUGUUGAUAUGCCAUAUCAAGGGGGGGGAGGAUGUUUAUACAUAAGAGUUAGGAUCGGCGGAGGAGAUUGCAUGAAAGAGAGUUCAGCAAUAAUACAAGCAAUGCCAUAAUUAGAGUGCCAUAAUUUGGCGGCCAUCAACGCGUUGGUUGGUGUGCGUGAGAGGGCAACGGAUGAAAGGUGAUCGCCCGAACAGCGGGAACCUUCUUCUUCCACGAACGGCAACGGCAGCGAUCGGACGCGCGCAAUCCGUCUAGGUUUAAGUUAGUCGUUAAAAUAAAUUUAUGUGAAGAAAAAUACCGCAACGUCCAGCCCUAGAUUGAUCAUGGUUUGCAAAUUGUGCGGAAACACAAUCGAUACUCCAACGCGUACAACACUCCCCUUUUGCCUGGUGAAGAUCUUCUCGAGAUUCCGCACACAGUGACUCACGGAUUCUACGCUUCCAAUCGAAAUGGGGACAACACGUCUCUCGGAUUAGCGCGUCUUUAUGACUUUUCGAAACUAUCAUCAGGAAACUAUUUUCCAUGGCAAUUUCUAUUUCGAAAGAAGUUUACGACUUUAAGACAAAUUCAAAGUUACAAAACUCAUCCUUCCGGAUUUGAACAGUCCCUCGCGCACAGGAUUCUGCUGCCGUACGCAAACCCGAAGCACGGAAAGGAGCGUUGUAUUUGUUUGUUUGUUCUAACCGUGGCCCGGCACGGCACCAACAUUCGAUGUAUGUGCCGCAUGUACACACACACACACACAGACACGCCGCCAUUACGACACACAGCUUCCCGGCACUGUCAAUGACGGUCAGUGUUCGAAUUUUCCCAUCUCAACAGCAGCAUUUUUCUGCCAGAUGUCCGCUCGCUCCAAGGUCAAACCGAAAUGUCUUAGCCCCCAUAUCUCCCCCUCCCGUCGGAAGUGAACGAAACCGGAGGGAACCGGGGUCUCUUCCAUCUUGAAUCUUGAAUCGACCAUGCGUACCGAGAUAACCCAUGUCUCGGGCAAGGUUUGGGUUUGCACGGCGGAGAUGGAAGACUUCACUUUUUUUUUCUUUGGUUUAUGGAUCUGCCAUCCCCUUGCCGUACGAGUUUUUGGGGAUGUUUAACUUUCCUUGUUUGCGCAGCUUCUUGGCUGUAUUUUUGCUUCGCUGUCGUCUUUGUGUCUUUGCGCGUCUUCUUCGGUGCUCCUUGAAGCGAUCCGAGAAUGCUGUAUCCGCGUGCUGUGUUCCCCCAUUUUUGGAGACCCACACGGCAUGGCGAGGUGGCGUCGUUCCGUCACAACUCCGAAUCGGUGCGUUUUGGAUUUCGUCUGGUCCGUGGUUGUGUGUAUGUAGCAUUGUCGUACUACGCCACCAGACGAGACCACAAGGGUUGGGGCAGAGGGCAGGCCUUUCAGUUCAUUUAUCAUCGAUUUUCGAUUCUUUUUUCACCACGCGCGAAGAUGAGUGUUGCAUGCAAGAAGAGAUUUUUCGUUACGGCCAUUUGCUUAUUUUUGGACGAAUCUGAUCACGGCCGUGCGGCUGUUUCCACACAAAGACAUUCGGGGUUCGGUAAUAGCGACUCGCAACACCGCCGGGUGGAUGCUUUCGUCUCCAUCAGGAGUUUAGCUUUAAAUGUUUUAUUAUUUUAAAGUGAUCUCUGUGCUUAUAAAAACUUGUUCCGGGAAAUGCAUAUGUUCCGUCGCGAAAUAGCCAAGGUUCUCGUCCGAAAUGGCUCACCCAUUAAUGGCGUGAUUUACGAUUAUCUUCCAUCGAUUGAUCGACAAAAAAAUCGCCACUAAAUAUGUAUCAUAAUGGGUGCACCCCGCACGACUUGUUUGACUUAAUCGAUCGCCAUAACGCCACCUCCACCGCCGGCUGUGCAAAAACUCAUCGCAAGCUCCAAUUUGUCUCAUUUGGGGUGCCCCGCCGCAGUUCAUUUGCAUCUAACGAAUCUCCGUUCCCACCUUUCGUCCCCCUCUAAUAACUGCAUUUUGGCGUGAUCGAGCAUACAUCUCGGCCGAAACCAGUGCAAAAGUCCGUGUGACGGACCAUUGGUGGCCAUCGCGGCAUUAAUCACGGGCAGCAUUUUUAUGUGUCUGCACGCGAUCGUUAACAAUCAAGCAUUCGUGUCUCAAAUAUCGCGAUCGAUGCGGGUGAAAUUUGGAAUGCAAUGUUUAUGGCACCACCGUGCAACCGUGAUCGUUUGGCCAGCAAUGAUGACUUCGGAGAAAAAGCGAAACCACCACCAAAAACCAUCAACAUAAAGCACACACAAAGCGCCAGGGUUGCACAGAGGUUUUUGCAACAUUCCUGCGGGAAUGGGACCAGCAAAUUAUUAGAGCAACCUUCCAACGGCCAACCAGGUCGGCCCAAUGUUGACGGGUAUAAAAAUCCGUGCAUCCGUGGAAAGCAACCAUUAGCCAUAAACGAUCCAAUCGAUCUCCGGGCAACAGUUUGUCCCAAUCAAUACAAACCACACCUCGCGCACCAAACGGGGAGGGGAAAGGUGUAUCGAUCUAAGACGCUGACGAGGGUCGUUCAGAAAUUAUGAUCCUCUCUUUCGUUUCCUUGGACGAGAGGAUCAUAAAAAUCGAACCCGGGCCCGAACGCUGCACACUCCAAACUGAAACCGUACGAGAGGAGGAGAGCGACCUGGAGAAGGCGAAUGCCUGCAUUAGCGGUUGGAAAAGAUUAAUCGGCCCCAUUAGCAUGCGGCGAUGAAGUUUGUUGCAAUGGAUCAGCGCGCGAUUCGACAGUGGAUGCAGAUUUUCGGACACUCGAAUCUUCCACCUCUCCGGAGCAGUUGUGAGAGAAGGCAGCAAACCCGAGAAAACAUAAACAGGCACCAUUCGCACCGUCCCGAACGAGUUGAUGUGUUGUUAUACAUUAACUGAACUGCACAACGGGCACGUACAGCAACAACAAAAGCAGCCAAAAAAGACACCUCCGAACACGCUGAAGAUGGUCAUCAGGAAGGUGAUAUUGAUUAAAAUUAAUAGCAAUAAUUAAGAGUCAAUGUUGUUUUGAAUGGAAACCAUGUGGCAAGAGGAAAGCAAAGAAAAAACAAUACCGAAGGAAAAGGUGUUGAUGUUCCUGUCCAGAAACUAUGCUGUUUCCUUUUGCAUUUCGUGUGACAUUUCCGAAAACAGCGACACUCUCAUAAGCCAAAAAAAACUCUUACAAUCUGCCUCAACUAAACAGGCAAUUUUAACGUGGUGAUAAUUUUAAAUAUCAACAUAUACCACAUACCGUUCAGAAAAGGUAUAGGCGCAACGCGAGACUCACUCUUGCUGCUGCAUAGUUUGGAAAGGCCGAAAGAUUGGAGGGACAGGUCAAAAGUCCUCGAGUCACCUUGACAAGCUGGAAGAUUUUAUGGCCACCAUACGAGCGCGUCUUGCCGCGUCCAACAACAGCCAGCAGCGGCAGCAGUCAGUGUGCGCGAGACCACCACCACCACCACCAAACAUCUGCCAACCACACCACACUCCGAAGCGACACAUAAAAGAUGCCGUGGGGAUCAAGCUCCGAAAAGCCACUCCGUCCGCAUCCACCAACAAAUACACAAACGCACUCCCCCGAAGGAGGCUCAAAACGCAAAAACGAAUAAUACUCCAACCACUCGAUGCUCAGCUUGAUAGUUCGUUUUACGACCGCAUAAAAAGAUGAGAUAUUGGCCUUUUUAAAUUGCCCC